AUGGAAGCUGCAACAGUUGUUGAGACAUUUUUGGGAUUUAUUCCGGCCAAACAAGGAGGAACUGCUAAAGCGUUAACAGAUACUGUCCUUGACUAUUUACGACGUAUUGGAAUAACAUCACCCGCGCCGUUUGUGCACUGUGCUAGCCACAACCUAAACCUUGUUGUGAAUGAUGCUGUUGAAUGCAAUGCUGACAGCAUCAACUUUUUUGCUGAUCUUGAAGAGAUAUAUGCUUUCUUUAACAGAAGCAUCAAUCGAACGGCAGAUCUAAACAGCACUGAUCUCAGCGUGAUCGACGAAUUCACAAAUGAAGUUUCCUUUGACAGUGAUACGGACUCUGACGACACUGCCAUUAAUAAACUGUGUGCUACCAGAUGGUCAUCAAGAAUUAACUCAGUAAGAGCAGUGAAGAAUCGAUAUCGUGAUUUACUUCAUGUGUUGGACAACUUGAAAAGGAAAGGAAAAGAUAAUGUCAAGGAACGAGAGGAAGCUGCCAGUUUGCAUCUCAAAUUAAAUAAAUUUGAAUUUGUUGUUAUGCUUAUUAUAUGGGAGAAGUUACUCGCAGCAAUUCAGAUCGCUUCAGCUAACUUACAGUCAAACAAAAUAGACUUGAGUAGGUCAGCCAAAGAACUUGAAAGAGCCAUGCGUAAAAUAAGUGGCAUGCGAGACAAAUGGGAUGCGAUCAAAAUGGAAGCUGUAAAGUUCGCGUUGAAAGUAGGCGUCUCUUGCACUUUUGCAUUUAAGCGGGUACGCCGAGUUCCUCGAUUCUAUGACGAAUUUGCCUCGGACAGUAGACCACAGGAUCCUGAAGAAAGAUUUACUGUAGAGAUGUUCUACCAAGUGAUUGACACCGCUACCAAUCAAUUAGAAGAACGCUUCAGGAGCCAGAAAUUUCUUGCUGAUACCUUCAAAUUUGUACUCCCUGGAAGCCUUGCAACUCUUGACAUUACAGAAGUUCGCAAGUCUGCCGAAUUGUUUGUUAAUGAAUACAAGGGAGACAUAUGCACAGAUGGGGUUGAAGUGGCAGAUUACAUAUCUGAUCUUGUGAAUGAAAUCAAGUCGUUUCGCUGGUGUUACGGGGAUGUACUGAAGGGCAUGUCGACUGUUUCAGAAGUGCUAUGCCUGUUGAAAGAUGUGGGGCUCAGUACUUACUCAAAGCUAUUAUUAGCGGUUGUCAUAUUCAUCACUCUUCCGGUGACAAUUGCGAGUGCAGAACGCUCAUUUUCAAAGUGGAAACUUAUAAAGAAUUACCUUCGCUCAAGCAUUGCACAAGAUCGCCUGGACUCACUGGCAAUUCUUUCAAUUGAGAACAAUGAAGCGUGGUUGUUAGACAUUGAAAAGCUUAUUGACACGUUUGCAGACAAAAAAGCAAGGAUUGGAAAGUUUGUAGUUUAA
Messenger RNA from Dendronephthya gigantea, 1395 nucleotides. RefSeq lists its product as uncharacterized. Bases 1 to 1395 code for a protein of 464 amino acids. Gene Ontology annotation, molecular function: protein dimerization activity. The transcript is spliced from 3 exons. The record is from RefSeq and is a predicted model, not a curated record. NCBI's taxonomy places the organism in Eukaryota, Metazoa, Cnidaria, Anthozoa, Malacalcyonacea, Nephtheidae.